Eimeria maxima is the source of this 1080-nucleotide messenger RNA. RefSeq lists its product as hypothetical. The transcript has a single exon. The coding region runs from base 1 to 1080 and encodes 359 amino acids. The record is from RefSeq and is a predicted model, not a curated record. NCBI's taxonomy places the organism in Eukaryota, Apicomplexa, Conoidasida, Eucoccidiorida, Eimeriidae.
AUGGCACGCGUGCUCCUUUGUGGUGAAGUACGCGGUCGAGUCAGUGAGCUGCACCGCCUGCUUCACCAGCUGCAGAAAAAGGGCCCUUUUGACCUGGCAAUUUGCACAGGAUCUUUCUUUGCUGCUCCGGAGGAGCCAGGCGGAUCCCCUGAAUGCAGCAGCUUUUCACCUGAGGAGAACCCUCCUGAGGGGCAUCCGAGUCCGCAGGAUGCACCUCAAAAGGCCCUCGGGGAAGCUGUCUGUAAUGCUCUCUCUGAUCAAUUCGCAGUUGCCUUUGAGGAGCUAAAGGGGUGCUCCCGUUCUCUGCCCAUCCCUCUGUACAUCCUGGAUGAAGCUGCAAGCCGAUGUGUUCAGCGUUUGCAGACACAGCGCCCAAAGGAGGGCCACCCUCCGGCGGCAGCUCCCCCUAGCAGCACCACGGAGAGGCAUCACAAGGUAAAGACAGAGGAUGCCUCUGCAGAUGCUGCUACUAUAGAUGCUACACCUUCAGAAGGCCUCUCUGCAGAUGUUAAAGCUGAACCGAAUGGAGAUACGUCUCCGGGGGAAGAAAAAAGUGGAGCGGAUUCAGACAAUCCCCACCAGUCUUGCAGUGUUGUAUCAGGAACACGGGAUUGUACCUACACUCCACUGCAGUUGUUGGACAAUGUUUGGGUGCUAGCGGGGGCGGGGGUAGCGGAACUGCACGGCCUGAACAUUGCCUUUUACGGGGGGCAAGGGCCUCCAGAGCUUGCCUGCAGCAUGUCAAAUGCGCCCAGCCACCAGCAACAACAGCAAGAGGAUCCGCAGCAGAAGGAGCAGAAUGGGGCCGACGAUAGAGUUGCUACGUUUGCCUUGAGCCUCGAAAAUGGGUGGGGCGGCUUUUCGGCUUUCAGGGGCAGCACUGACAUCUUGCUAACGACAAGGCCCCCUUUAGGUAUGUUCGACGGGCUUCCCCCCGGAGUGGUGCCGGCCUUUGCAACCCAACAGCAGAAACGGCAACAGCAGCAGCAACAGGACGAGUCUCCUGGUGCGAACAGAGAAAAAGGAGGGCUGGUGGAUGGUAAAGUUGAGGCAUCCUCGACAGAAUUUGAAGGCCGUUAG